Molecule: messenger RNA, 3329 nt
Organism: Fusarium odoratissimum NRRL 54006
Lineage: Eukaryota; Fungi; Ascomycota; Sordariomycetes; Hypocreales; Nectriaceae
Exons: 2
Coding region: 114-953 (279 amino acids)
Biological process (GO): TOR signaling
Cellular component (GO): cytosol
Source: RefSeq, a predicted model, not a curated record
CCGCCAUUGGAUAACAUAACAGCUUCCAACCCGUAACUCAGCCAGCUCUUGAUUCUGACAUCUUCACCUUCAUCUUCUCAAUCUUGAAAACAUCAAGACGCACACGCCCCAAUAUGCAGCGCAACCAUAUCUCAGACCCGAACGAACCGUUCCCUAAGCCACAGGCUCUCGCCUCGGCCACAACGACGCACUCGCAAAGCAGAUUCCGCAUCUCGACCCGCAAGCUGCCCAUCUCUAAAUCCGGUACCAUCGAUGCACUCACCGAAAAGAUUGGCAUUCCGAUGCCGGAGAUGAUAUUUGGAGACAACGUCGUCGGAAUUGAACAUGUGCCUUCAGGCUGGUCCCUGAACUUCAACACUCCAGAUGCGCUUGACGCCGUCGACAAGACAGAUCGCCACAUGCUCAAGGUUGCAUAUGCUCGAGACUGGGAGAGCACCCGAGAAGGCACCACACAGGGUAUAAAGGAAGUUGUGAAGCCCUAUGACUGGAGCUACUCGACGACAUAUACUGGUAGCAUCGAGGCCUCGGCUAUGCAGUUUGCGCCUACCGACAAGGUGAUCCCUAUUGAGCUCCUGAAGCGUCGAGACCCUAUCCUUUUCUUUGACGAAGUUAUGCUGUACGAGAGUGAGCUGGACGACAACGGCAUAUCCAUCUUCAGCGUCAAAGUCCGCGUGCACGAGAAGCGCAUGCUUUUGCUGUGUCGGUUGUUCAUGCGCCUGGAUAAUGUUGUCCUGCGGAUACGUGACACCCGUGUCUAUGUCGAUUUUGAGACUGAUGAGGUUAUUCGCGAAUACUCGGCGCAAGAAGAGACCUACGAGAAAGUCAAGAGGAAACUUCUCAUGUCUGGAAGACUCCCAGACGACAUUACAAUCGCACUGAGAGAUCCCAACGUCCUAGCUCCACUACUGCCGCUCGUGGAGCAUCGGGCAGAAGCUCUCAACCCAAGUGCAUGAGAACAAAUCAGGACAGGAAAACAAGAACAUCAAGUCACGGCGUUUCUGGAGUUGAGGCAUAUUACACAUUACACAAAUGUGUAAGGAGCGGGAUGAAACUCGCAAGUCAAGGAUUUAGUUGUCUGAUAUCAAUAAGUCAUCAAAGUGUACUCUUUGAAUACCCCCGCCGCAGACCUCUUCACCAUUUGACUCAACUCUGACAUGGGAUCCAUUCUUGCCCUCCUCAACGUACAAUGCAAUGUGAGCCCGAAACAGGCAUCAUUCAGAAUUUUCAUAAAAUACCCUGACCUAGCAUACUCCCUUUGUGUAACUCCCAAGGUUUUGCUCGAAAACAGUUGCUCCAACCCGCUGAACGCCUCGGCCCUUUUCCUUUCAUAUUACUUGGCGCCCUCAUCUCAUUCUUUGUGCUUUGCUUUGCUCUGCUUCGCUUCGUUUGUGCUUCAUCGUGCAAGUGGAGACGAACUCUGCGUAACCUCCUCAAAGUCAAGUUCCCACCUGUCAACCUCUUUAAACUUCCUUGCUGCUUGCUUGAGCUCAUCAGCUGAUGGAGUGCUUGCGUUCUCACCACUUCCGUUCUCAAAAGUAUCGUCUGGGAGUGGCUGAAAACGACUGGCUUCGUGCUCAUCCUCGUCUUCAUCGCUACCAGCAUCAUUCUCAUUCUCAUUCUCCUUGUCCGAUGACCGACGCGAGUAAGUCUUUGCAUUACGACCCGUUUGCUUGUCAGAGGUCGGCUGUCUGGGCUUGAGAGCCUGAGUUGGGCGCCCGCCUCGUGAGCCUGGUCGCCUUGCGCCUCCGCGGCUGGUCGAUCGUCCGCCUCGUCUUCGACGCGCAGCCCGGCUGUCAAGAUACGAUAGCUCGUCCUCGUCCUCCCCGAUACCGGAUGUGUCAUGCUCCUCGUCGCUCUCCAGUCCCAGUGGGUCCCGCUGCUUCUUGUAAUGGCGCUUCGGAAGUAGACUCGUCAAGUCGGCAGUUGUUAUCUUUGGUGAUGGUUGCUGACGUCGAGUUGUAGCCCGACCUCGGGACUUCGGUGCCUCUGCAUAAUUGGGAGAGUGUGUCAGAGAAGGAGGUGAAGAUACAUCUGAAAAGUUAUCGGCGCGAAUAGGUGUUGUGGCGGAAGGCCUUCGGCGUCGCUUAGCCAAGGUAUGAAUAUCAGGCCAGUUCACGUCUUCUGAAUCACUACUGGCAGGUAGAGCCAUGAGCUCCUCGUUAUUGAUGGGGGUAACAGGCCUGUCCAGAAGCACCGGAGAUGGUCCUAGGGGAGAAUCGAGAUCUGACAGUGAAGAAUCGCUUGCAUCAUCAGAAAUCACCUGGGGUGCUGGUCCCGCUUCUUCCUCUGAUUCUUCGUCCGCGUCUCUCUCAAUUCGCGAUACCUUAUCAGGCCGAUCACUACUUGGUAGCGCAUCUUCGCUCUUUCUUUUCCUGUGCUUCGGUCCUGCGGAGACUUCUGGAGAGGCAGGAACCUCGAUCUCCGGCUCAGUCUCGGGCUUUGUCCGCCGUCGGUUGUUGAGAGGUGUCGAUUCGGCUUCAGGCAUGAAAUCGUCCUCGUCCUCGUCCUCGCUCGCUGAAUCCGGUUCCUGUCCUGCGGCAUUUUCUUCCGGUCGAGGCUUUCGCGCAGUUCCCAAAAUGCUUGGCUCUCGUGCGCGCCGCUUGAAGGCACCGAAGUGAAGUGUCGAGCUGAUACUGGGUGUGUUGCCGCCGCGGCUACUGGGCCUAAUGGGAGGGUCGUUGCGCCCAAUAAUGCUGGAUUGGCGUGGUCUACGCCUGAAGUUGCUCAAGUUGAGAGAGGAUGCAUCAGCUGAGCGCAGUCCUGGUCGGGUAUCGUCGUCCUCGAUCCCGAAGCUAUCGUCGAGAUCACCAAACACGCUAUCGGCUAAAUCUAGUCCAGUCGUGUCCCUUCUUCGAGUUGGUGUAGCUGUUACUCGUCGUCCACCUUCGAUUGAGCUUCCAGAAUCUCCAUCCUCAACAUUGUUACUGGCUGUGGAAGUAGGAUCCUCGUUGGCUAGCUUGUCUAGCGCUGCGUCGCGACGCCUAUUCGCCGCGAGAACAUCUUGCUCGUUGACGGCACUUGAAUAAGCACCUGAAGAUCGUGUCGUCCUUCUACGGCCUCUCUCGGGAGACCGAGUCGGUCGGGGAACUUCGUUGUCACUUGCAUCGGGUGAAGGUGAUCGUGCAUGAGACUUCGCAGAUUGUGCGGGUGCACGACGCGCACGUUUAGCUCGAGGCAUUGAGGCAACAGAUCUGGAAUAUGCGUCGCAAGGAGGUAGUUUGUAGAAAUGGUAACCGAGAUACUCUUUGCGACUUUGGAGAAGAGCUUGUCGAGACAAAUUCCGGGGGGUGGGUUUUGGGUGGGAUGAGAAUAUGCGAAUAACCUAUGAU